Molecule: messenger RNA, 1332 nt
Organism: Exophiala viscosa
Lineage: Eukaryota; Fungi; Ascomycota; Eurotiomycetes; Chaetothyriales; Herpotrichiellaceae
Exons: 2
Coding region: 1-1332 (443 amino acids)
Source: RefSeq, a predicted model, not a curated record
AUGGCGGGCGUCAUGGCCAAUCCCGAAAAGCUUCCAUGGACCUUUGGUAUUGAGAUUGAAAUGCUGUUCGUAUUCGACGAGGAGAAAAUACGCACUGACCCUGCAUAUCAGUACAUCCUCCCAGAGAAAUUCGUUCAGGGCGAUGGCGAUGAUCUCAAAACUGACCUCGACAUGAAAUUGGUCCAUAACCUCAAUGAUGACGACGUCCUGAGGAAGAUCUCCGCCAUGAAACAAGCCGCCAACAUUCUGCGACAUAAAGGCCUCGAUCUGGCAUUGCACGUCAAACCAAACAAUCAAAACAAGAAAUUCAAUCGCUGGAUGUUGACCACAGAGUCGCACGUCCUCGAUCCGCAGGAUGACGACCAGCUUGCGCGAUGGUCCGAGGGCAGGCUACAAGAUUCUGAACCAUUGAGUUUUCAUGGUGGAAGUAUGAGCGAAGUUGCCCGUUAUGCGAACGUGAUAGCCGAGGCAUCAACUGUGGACGAACCGUACCAAUUCAUCUCAAACCCGGAAAAUGCAGGUGUUCAUGUCCACAUUGGUUUGCGUCCGAAAGACGGUAAACAAGUUUCAAUUCCCGUCGACGUUCUUCGGCAUCUUGCCUGGAUCAUUGUCUGCUUUGAAAAUGUCAUGACCUUGCUUCACCAUCCAGAGCGGCACGGUUACGGUGAAACAAAGAUAAUUUCAAGGUCAAAUCGCACUACUUUUGGCAGCCGCCAAUGGGCCGAACACCACUCUUGUCGUGCCCUUGAUAUGGAAGCGGUGUUCUUGCGUAACUUCACCAAGCACGUCACGGACGAUCAGGAUCUGAGCAACCUCAAGGAGGUCAUGUGCUCGACUCCAACAACUUAUGUACAUCCCCACUAUACGAAGUUUUGGUUCGUCAAUUUCUUCAAUAUCAAGCCAGGACCUGAGGUCGCCAAACUCACUGUUGAGUUCAGACAACAUCAUGGAACGCUCGACGCCAAUGAUCUACGUGAAUGGGUCAUUUUCGUCACAGCAUUGAUGAGAACAGCAGAACGAAAAGCCAAUGAGUCCAAGACGAAACAAUGGAAAGAAGCAGCCGGUACCCCAAACGCCGAGCUCGAGGAGGAGGCAAAGUACUCUGGCAUGUUUGACGGAAGGAGAACGCUCAAGGAACUUUUCGAUCUGAUGGGAUUGCCGAUUGAGAGGCGGUCGUACUGGUGGGAGCGUGCGAAGAAAUUCAGACGUGUGGCGUUCACUUUGGAGAGAGACUACGACGCAUUGGCUCUGUGCCUGGGUGGGUGUGGCGACCGUCCGCAAAGAGAUUGUGAAGGAUGGGCGCAUGGCGAGCUGGACUUGCAACCCUGGUAG